Engraulis encrasicolus (European anchovy) is the source of this 1352-nucleotide messenger RNA. RefSeq names its product hemagglutinin/amebocyte aggregation factor-like. Bases 98 to 805 code for a protein of 235 amino acids. The transcript is spliced from 7 exons. Gene Ontology annotation, biological process: collagen fibril organization. Gene Ontology annotation, cellular component: extracellular matrix. The record is from RefSeq and is a predicted model, not a curated record. Lineage: Eukaryota; Metazoa; Chordata; Actinopteri; Clupeiformes; Engraulidae.
GGCAACUUGGGUCACUUGACAGCAAAGCUGCUGGUAGCAUCUCUAUUACCUGGCAACAGCAUCCUCUGGCAACAGCAGCUGUAUUGCUGACGUCACCAUGGAGACACUGAAGACAGUCUGCUCUCUUCUGCUUCUCCUUUAUGUUGGAGGCAUCAUGUGCAAGGCAGUGGACUCCAGCUCUGGUGAAGAGGAUGAGGGAGACCUGGAAGAGGUUGAGCGCAUGAUUGAAGACCUGGCAAAACGACCCACAUAUGAGGAAUCAAAAAGCUUUGCUAAUGAAGCGCUGGAUGACCUGGAAGUCCCUGCCCUGUCAAAUGACACAGAUGGAUCAUCGGCCAAGAGAUCCAAGAGAUAUGUAAACUCCUUCAAUGGUUACUUCUACGCCAUCUGCCCAUCCACCCAAACCAUCUCCAGGAUUUCCAGUUACCACAGUAAUGCCUAUGAAGACCGUCGGUUCAGCUUCAGCUGCAAAUCCACAUUCAGCUCCACCCCCACGUGCACUGGCAGUGGUUAUGUGAACAGCUUUAAUGGUGUUCUCUCCUACACCUGCCCUUCCAACUACGUCAUGUCAGGAGUAGCCAGCUAUCACAACAACUACUACCAGGACCGCAGGUUCUACAUCAGGUGUUGCAGAGCCCCUGGCCAUUACCACCACAGCUGCCGUUGGACCCCCUGGGUGAACUACUAUGAGGAGUACUUCAACUGGUAUGUGCCCAACUACAACUACCUGGCCGGAGUCUACUCCAUCCACCACAACUCUCCCCAGGAUCGCCGCUUCAGGUUCCUCUACUGUGCAAAAUACUGACUGCAACUAUCACAAGAAAGACCUGCAAGGUCCUGAAAACAAUGUUUCUGAAAGGGGCCUUUGUGUCCUGACUUGUGAUACUGUGUUAUCGGUCCUUUGCAUGUCCUACUUUAUUUUUUAAUAUAGGCCUACUGUCUUUCUCUACUGUAGGAAUUGUAGUUUUUAAUAUUCGUCCUACCCAAUGAUCAUACCAUGGAUGACAACCUGAAAAAGAAUGUUGAAAAUAAGUUUUUGCUUCAAUAAAUUUCUCUAAACAUAAAACUGACUGCUUACAUCUGUACUCUUUAUGAACAAACAAUUUACAAGAGAGAAUCUACACAUGGAAAAAUAUAUUACUUUUUUGCAUUAUUCCAGUAAUAGUUUUGAAAAUGAAGGGUUUCAGUUCCACCGACAGCUUGUGUCCCCUGGACAUUCACCAGGUACGGGGUACAGUGCAGUACACAAUGUAGUGUGUUCAUUAUCAACACUGAACAACAUUAUUAACACUGAAUAACAUUAUUAACAUUUUACCAAUGAAAAAUAAAAUAAACCGUCUGCUUGUAUUGCU